Molecule: messenger RNA, 2758 nt
Organism: Branchiostoma floridae (Florida lancelet)
Lineage: Eukaryota; Metazoa; Chordata; Leptocardii; Amphioxiformes; Branchiostomatidae
Product: mucin-5AC-like
Exons: 5
Coding region: 50-2758 (902 amino acids)
Source: RefSeq, a predicted model, not a curated record
CGUACUGAUUUUUUCCUCGACACGAGGGCAGGUGUGUGAAAUAGGUGCCAUGUGGCGCUACACAGCUGUUGCAGUGAUGGUUCUGAUCAUGGCGCGGCUGCAGUUUGACCGAGGUGGGGCGGCCAUGGCACAGAACACAACACAAAUGACCACGAUUCCAACGACACGGCAUGUUACAACAGCAGCAGCGACCACGAUUCCAACGACACAGCAUGUUACAACAGCAGCAGCGACCACGAUUCCAACGACACAGGAUGUUACAACAGCAGCAGCGACCACGAUUCCAACGACACAGGAUGUUACGACAGCAGCAAAGACCACGAUUCCAACGACACAGGAUGUUACAACAGCAGCAAAGACCACGAUUCCAACGACACAGGAUGUUACAACAGCAGCAAAGACCACGAUUCCUACGACACAGGAUGUUACAACAGCAGCAAAGACCACGACUCCAACGACGGCGAAUCCUACAACACCUAAACAAACUACUGAAGAGACUACAAAACAAACUACAAUUCAAACUUCAGUGGAGACCACAGCACGAACCACACAGGCAUCAACUCAGAUGACGACAGACCAAACAACACGGCUUACUACUGCGAGAACCACGGCAGAGACCACCAAACAAACUACAAGUCCAACUACUGCGAGAACCACGGCAGAGACCACCAAACAAACUACAAGUCCAACUACUGCGAGAACCACGGCAGAGACCACCGAACAAACUACAAGUCCAACUACUGCUGAAACUACGGCAGAGACCACCGAACAAACUACAAGUCCAACUACUGCAAGAACAUCGGAAGAGACCACCAAACAAACUACAUUUCAAACUACUGUGCUAACCACGGCAGAGACCACCAAACAAACUACAAAUCCAACCACUGCGAGAACAACAGCAAGGACCACUAAACAAACUACAACACAAAUCACCACGAUCCCAACGACGCAGAAUCCUACAACACGUAAACAAACUACACUUCAAACUACAGCACGAACAACAAAAGCAUCAACUCAGAUAACAACAGACCAAACAACACGGCUUACUACGGCGAGAUCCACGGCAGAGACCACCAAACAAACUACAAGACCGACUACUGCGAGAUCCACGGCAGAGACCACCAAACAAACUACAAGUCCAACUACUGUGAGAACCACGGCAGAGACCACCAUACAAACUACAACACAAAUCACCACGAUCCCAACGACGCAGAAUCCUACAACACGUAAACAAACUACACUUCAAACUACAGCACGAACAACAAAAGCAUCAACUCAGAUAACAACAGACCAAACAACACGCGUUACUACGGCGAGAUCCACGGCAGAGACCACCAAACAAACUACAAGCCCGACUACUGCGAGAUCCACGGCAGAGACCACCAAACAAACUGCAAGUCCGACUUCUGCGAGAUCCACGGCAGAGACCACCAAACAAGCUACAACACAAAUCACCACGAUCCCAACGACACAGAAUCCUACAACACGUAAACAAACUACUCAAAAGACUACGGAACAAACUACACAACAAACUACAUUGGAGACCACAGCACGAACAACACGGCUUACUACUGCAAGAACCACGGCAGAGACUACGGAACAAACUACAAGUCCAACUACUGUGAGAACUACUAGGGAGACCACCAAACAAACUACAAGCCCGACCUCUGCGAAAACCACGGCAGAGACCACCAUACAAACUACAAUUCCAACUACUGCAAGAACCACAGCAGAGACCACCAAACAAACUACAAGUCCAACUACUGCGAGAACUACGGCAGAGACCACCAAACAAACUACAAGCCCAACCACUGCAAGAACUACGGCAGAGACCACCAUACAAACUUCAAGUCCAACUUCUGCUAGAACUACGGCAAAAACCACCAAACAAACUACAACACAACUCACCACGAUCCCAACGACGCAGAAUCCUACAACACGUAAACAGACUACCCAGAAGACAACAGCAAAAACAACACAACGAACCACGCUGAUGACUUCAGAACAAACUACACUUCAAACUACAGUGCAGACCACGGCAAGAACAACACAGGCAUCAACUCAGAUGACGACAGACCAAACAACACGCCUCACUUCUGCAAGAACUACGGUAGAGACCACCAAACAAACUACAAGCCAAACCACUACGAGAACCACGGCAGAGACCACCGAACAAACUACAAGUCCAACUUCUGCUAGAACUACGGCAGAGACCACCAAACAAACUACAACACAAAUCACCACGAUCCCAACGACGCAGAAUCCUACAACACGUAAACAGACUACCGAAAAGACAACAGCAAAAACAACACAGCAAACCACGCUGAUGACUUCAGAACAAACUACACUUCAAACUACAAUGGAGACCACGGCACGAACAACACAAGCAUCUACAAUGAUGACGACAGACCAAACAACACGCGUUACUACUGCGAGAACCACGGCAGAGACCACCAAACAAACUACAAGUCCAACUACUGCGAGAACCACGGCAGAGACCACCAAACAAACUACAAGUCCAUCUACUGCGAGAACUACAGCAGAGACCACCAAAAAAACUACAAGUCCAUCUACUGCUGAAACUACGGCAGAGACCACAGAACAAACUACAAGUCCAACUACUGCAAGAACAUCGGAAGAGACCACCAAACAAACUACAUUUCAAACUACUGUGCUAACCACGGCAGAGACCACCAAACAAACUACAAAUCCAACCACUGCGAGAACAACAGUCCUUCGCAAGCCCGUCGUCUACUGA